AUUACGCGGCACUAACUGUGCAGCAGUAGUUCUGUGGUGUGGUGUUCAUGGAAGUGGCCGGUUUUCCGUAGCCAUGUUUCGAUUUUGUUUCUUAGUGCUUUUCCCUUUGCUUUUUGAAUCGGUGUUUCCAAUUUCUUUCUUCUUACCCGUAAAUUUUCGGAAAUGUUUGCGGGAAGAGAUCCAUAAAGACGUGCUGGUCACUGGUGAAUACGAAGUUUCUGAGCAACCUAACACCAAAACCAAUCUUAAGAUUACAGAUUCCUCUGGGCACAUUCUAUAUUCAAAAGAAGAUGCUUCAAAAGGAAAGUUUGCCUUCACAACUGAGGAUUAUGAUAUGUUUGAAGUUUGCUUUGAAAGCAAAUUCCCUAUGGGAACUGGGCGAGUCCCUGACCAGCUGGUUAAUUUGGACAUGAAGCAUGGGGUGGAGGCAAAGAAUUAUGAAGAGAUCGCCAAGGUGGAGAAGCUAAAGCCUCUGGAGGUGGAGCUGCGGCGGCUGGAGGACCUCUCAGAGUCCAUUGUGAAUGAUUUUGCCUACAUGAAGAAGCGUGAGGAAGAGAUGAGGGACACGAAUGAAUCGACAAAUGCACGAGUCUUGUACUUCAGCAUCUUUUCCAUGUGCUGCUUGAUUGGCCUGGCCACCUGGCAGGUGUUUUACCUGCGUCGCUUCUUCAAGGCAAAGAAGCUCAUCGAGUGAAGCUGUGUGCCAGCUGCAGAACAGUCCACUUAGUGGCCUCAUCCAGCCACCAUCCAGAGGAGAAGCGGGGAAUACUUGUUGCGGAAUAAAUUGAAUGGAUUGAUGAAGAACACGUGUGAUAUGGCCACUUUCAUGAGGACUCAAAUUUACCACUGAAAUGCUACCAAUUUAUUGCACUGUUUUGCUCAUUUCUAAGUAUUUUCUAGUAUUCCCAACACUUUAUUAUUUUAUAAAUGCCAUUUCAGAGGAUUUUAGCCUUUUUCAAAUGUUGGCAAAGGAAGUGCCCUUUUGUGGCAUUCUAUGUGCACAGAUUGUUUUAGAGCCCGACUACAUUUCUUAACGUCUUCUGUGUUUUAUUCACAAACAUGAAAAGAUGUCCAGAAUCUACCUAUGAAUAAAUACACUGUUAGCCAAUACCCCCAAAUCUGUACUUCAACUGAAGACUUGUGAUAGCAUGUCAAUACCAUGUCUUUUGUUUUGUUGGGCAUAUGUAACACAGUGGUUUGAAAAUGUGUACCAUGCCAUAAGCUAUUUUAACUUAUUGAGAUCCAAAGCUAAAGGAAAUAAAGCACUACAGUUUUAGAUGUCAACUUUAAAAAGUGGGAAUGGUAAACAAUAAACUUUAAAUCAGCUCUCUCACACUCUUAGGAAAUGAUUUGCCUUUUCCCCCUAAUAACUACAAGGUUUGCUAUUCGUGGAUGUAAAUUAAAACCAUGCUGAAAUUAAACACUGCAGAACAAAUUGCCAAUUAAAAUGACGGUAUUAACCAUCA
Molecule: messenger RNA, 1466 nt
Organism: Conger conger (European conger)
Lineage: Eukaryota; Metazoa; Chordata; Actinopteri; Anguilliformes; Congridae
Product: transmembrane emp24 domain-containing protein 10-like
Exons: 5
Coding region: 74-694 (206 amino acids)
Biological process (GO): endoplasmic reticulum to Golgi vesicle-mediated transport; intracellular protein transport; Golgi organization
Cellular component (GO): endoplasmic reticulum-Golgi intermediate compartment; Golgi apparatus; COPII-coated ER to Golgi transport vesicle
Source: RefSeq, a predicted model, not a curated record